Messenger RNA from Lycium ferocissimum, 889 nucleotides. RefSeq names its product non-specific lipid transfer protein GPI-anchored 2-like. The record is from RefSeq and is a predicted model, not a curated record. The transcript is spliced from 4 exons. NCBI's taxonomy places the organism in Eukaryota, Viridiplantae, Streptophyta, Magnoliopsida, Solanales, Solanaceae. Bases 92 to 712 code for a protein of 206 amino acids.
ACAACAUCUUUAUAUCACAUAGGCGUACACUGCAAACACUUAUAUUUGCCAUUGCACACACAACAUUUCUAUCACAACACACACAAUCAAUAUGGCCUCAACAACCAAACUUACCACCACAUUUCUCCUCUUCCUCCUCAUCUCUCUAUUUUCGACACGAACGCCGUCCGCCGAUGCGCAAAUAAUGCCACCGAUGGCGACUGCAGAGUCGCCAUCGAUGGCAAUGUCGCCGGCCGCAGCUGGGCCCUCGACCUCGGGUGGAAUGGAUUGUAUGACGGUGUUGUUGAACAUGUCAAGUUGCUUGACAUUUGUAGAACAAGGUAGCAAUUUGACUAAGCCAGAUAAAGAGUGUUGCCCUGCACUUGCUGGAUUAUUGGAUAGUAACCCAAUUUGCUUGUGCCAGUUGCUUGGUGAUCCUGAUAAAGUUGGUAUCCAAAUUGAUGUCAAUAGGGCCCUAAAACUGCCUACUAUGUGCAGUUUGGAAACUCCACCGGUUAGCACAUGUGCAGCUUUGGGUAUACCAGUUGCAGCUCCAACAAGUGGUGAAGUUCCUGCUUCUUCACCUGGAAGCUCUACUACAACAAGUGGUGAAGGUCCUGCUGCAUCACCUGGAGGUUUCGCUUCAAGCCCUAAUGCAGCUCCAACUAUGGCAUUUUUCAAGAUGCGAUUGGUUCUUGGCUUGGGAAUUAUGCUUUUCACAAUUAUUUUCUGAUUCAACAACAAUACUUGGAAUUAUUCUUGGUAGAGACAUUAAUAAAUUCUCUUAUUAGAAUUGAAUUUCUGUUUUGUAAUUCUCACUAUCUUUAAAUUUUCCACGUUCAAAUCGUUGUUGAUUUGAGAAAUUCGACAGAUAUUGAAUUUUUCUAGUGAUAUUGACGAUGUUUGCAUA